CAACUACCACUAUUAUAUAUGCAGGUCAUUAAAGUGGUUCUAAAGGCAAGACAUUUUGACCUUAAUGCACUCUUUGCAUUAAGGCAGCCUUUCUCAACCAGGGUGCCCAGGCACCCUGGGGGGUGCCUUGGCAAAAUGUCUAAAAAUUGCCCAAAACAUGUACACAAGCUAGUGGGUGGAACAAGCCUGCCUUUUAGUUACACAAAGCCACGGGUAUUCAUUGUGCACCAUUACGACCUUCUAGCCGCCGGUGUCCUGACAACCAAUGACAUCAUCAGUUGA
Staurois parvus is the source of this 282-nucleotide messenger RNA. NCBI's taxonomy places the organism in Eukaryota, Metazoa, Chordata, Amphibia, Anura, Ranidae. The record is from the annotation of a GenBank genome assembly.